GUGGAAGCAAAAUCCUUUUUAAAACCCAAGUUAUUCUUCUAACCUUAUUUAAUUCUAUCUCCAAGCCAACUACUUCAAACUAAGUAACAACUAUUACUAUCAUACAGCUUUUCAGCAAAUUCCGCAACAGCAUAUAAAAAUCAUUACAAAUCAUUCUAUUAUUUAACUACUUUCCUCCAACUAGUUUGCAAGUCAUCCUGUACCUAUUUAAGUAACUUCAGUUAGUAAGGCAGAGAUGCAUGCAUGCCAGCAUUUUCUGCUCUUCUUUGUCUUUCAAUAACGCCCUCCUCUAUUUGACUCAUAUCAUCAUUUCUGAUUAUCUUUAUCAUCUUAAACUGUAUCUCAUAUAUUCCCAAAUUUCGCACUAAUCACCCACUGUAUUGAUUGAGAAUCCAAUGUCUCCUAUUGCUCUGAGCCUGAUAGCGGUUGCCAUCAUAAGCAUCACGCGUUGGCUCUAUAGAUGGUGGAACCCGAGAUGCAAUGGGAAACUCCCACCGGGUUCAAUGGGUUGGCCACUCCUCGGUGAAACUCUUCGUUUCUUUGCGCCUAACACUUCCUUCGAUAUCCCUCCCUUUGUCAAAAACCGGAUGAAAAGAUAUGGGCCAAUAUUCAAAACCAGUCUAGUUGGAAGGCCAAUUAUAGUCUCAGCUGAUCCAGAGCUUAGCUAUUUAAUCUUUCAACAAGAGGGCCAAACAUUUCAAAGUUGGUAUCCGGACACAUUUACAGAGAUUUUUGGGAAACAAAAUGUGGGCUCCUUACACGGGUUCAUGUAUAAGUACCUAAAAAAUAUGGUGUUAAGUCUCUUUGGUCCUGAAAGCCUAAAGAAGAUGCUACCUGAGGUUGAAGAGACGGUGCUUAAACAGAUGAAUCAGUGGACUAAACUGGAUUCAGUGGAGAUAAAAGAUGCAACAGCUAGUAUGAUUUUCAAUCUAACUGCCAAAAAGCUAAUCAGUCAUGAUGCUGAAAACUCUUCAGAGAAUUUAAGGGAGAACUUUGUUGCUUUUAUAAAGGGAUUAAUCUCCUUUCCUUUGAACAUUCCUGGUACAGCAUUCCACAAGUGCUUACAGGGAAGAAAGAAGGCGAUGAAGAUGCUCAAAGACAUGCUACAAAAGAGAAGAAUGAUGCCCAAAAAACAAAGCACAGAUUUUUUUGAUUAUGUCCUCGAGGAAUUGGCAAAGGAGGGAACACCUUUAACAGAAGGAAUUGCUUUGGACCUAAUGUUUGUGCUUCUCUUCGCUAGCUUUGAGACAACCUCCCUGGCCCUAACUGUGGCUAUAAAGUACCUCUCAGAGUACCCUCUCGUGCUGCAAAAACUGACAGAAGAACAUGAGGCAAUAUUGAAGAGGCGUGAAGAUCCGAAUUCUCACCUCACAUGGAAGGAAUAUAAAUCAAUGACCUACACUUUUCAGGUAAUCAAUGAAACAGUUAGGGUGGCAAAUAUAGUUCCAGGAAUUUUCAGAAAAGCACUGAGAGAUGUAAGCUUCAAGGGUUAUACCAUUCCAGCUGGUUGGGGUGUCAUGGUCUGUCCUCCAGCUGUACACUUAAACCCUGCCAGAUAUGAAAAUCCCCUCGAGUUUAAUCCAUCGAGAUGGGAGGGAGGAGAGAUAAAUGGUGCAUCCAAACAUUUCAUGGCUUUUGGGGGAGGUAUGAGAUUCUGUGUUGGAACAGAUUUUACCAAGGUGCAAAUGGCUGUUUUUCUACACUGCCUAGUUACAAAAUACAGGUGGAAUCCAACAAAAGGAGGGAGCAUCGUAAGGACCCCUGGCUUACAGUUUCCAGAUGGCUUACAUAUUCGGUUGGCUGAGAGGUCAGCAGAGCAUCUAUCAAAUAAUCCUGCUUGACGAAUAUAGUGUUACAAGUGAAAUCAGGUUCAAUGUGAUAUUAACACAUACCCCUAUUCUUCUGUCCAGUAUAUGAUACUAUAUUCUCAAGCUGCAUUAAAAAGACAGAUCAACAUACAGAUAGAACAGUAAAGGAGAACAAUUAUUAACAGUUUCUCCACAAAACAAAAGCAGCUGUGAAUAGCUCUAUCGUGAUUGUUACAGUUUUGUAUACAUUGUCAAUUUUUUACCCUUUUAUCUUUUCGUCUAUCUGUGAAAUCACAUAUGACUUAAAGUAGAAGGGGUUAAGAUGUCUUACAGAAAUACAUUAUUAUUGGAUUCAUGUCA
This is a messenger RNA of Beta vulgaris subsp. vulgaris (sugar beet), 2168 nucleotides long. RefSeq names its product cytochrome P450 87A3. The record is from RefSeq and is a predicted model, not a curated record. Gene Ontology annotation, molecular function: monooxygenase activity; heme binding; oxidoreductase activity, acting on paired donors, with incorporation or reduction of molecular oxygen. Lineage: Eukaryota; Viridiplantae; Streptophyta; Magnoliopsida; Caryophyllales; Amaranthaceae. The coding region runs from base 396 to 1841 and encodes 481 amino acids. Gene Ontology annotation, biological process: sterol metabolic process. The transcript is spliced from 9 exons.